Messenger RNA from Pleurotus ostreatus (oyster mushroom), 1728 nucleotides. RefSeq names its product Sulfate adenylyltransferase (gene MET3). Gene Ontology annotation, cellular component: cytoplasm. Gene Ontology annotation, biological process: sulfur amino acid metabolic process. Lineage: Eukaryota; Fungi; Basidiomycota; Agaricomycetes; Agaricales; Pleurotaceae. The coding region runs from base 1 to 1728 and encodes 575 amino acids. The transcript has 11 exons. The record is from RefSeq and is a predicted model, not a curated record. Gene Ontology annotation, molecular function: adenylylsulfate kinase activity; sulfate adenylyltransferase (ATP) activity; ATP binding.
AUGGCCAAUCAACCCCAUGGUGGCGUCCUCAAGGACCUCGUUGCUCGAGAUGAGAACAUUUCUGCACAGCUUCGAGAAGAAGCGGAUACUCUGCCCGAGAUAAUUUUGACGGAGCGCCAACUAUGUGAUCUAGAACUCAUAAUCAACGGUGGAUUCAGCCCUGUAGAAGGUUUCAUGACACAGAAGGAUUAUGAUAGUGUGGUUGAUACAUUGCGACUAGCCGACGGCACCCUCUUUCCCAUGCCCAUAACACUAGAUGUUACCAAAGAAGAUAUUGACCGUCUUUCGAUAAACCCGGGAGCACGAAUUGCCCUACGAGACCCACGGGACGACGAGGCGUUGGCCAUUAUUACUGUGGAGGACGUUUACAAGCCUGAUCAAGUAAAGGAAGCUAUCCAGAUAUUUGGCGCCGAUGAUCCUGCCCAUCCAGCUGUUUCUUAUCUUCGUCAGCGAGUAAAAGAGUAUUACGUCGGUGGUAGACUUCAGGCGAUUCAAUCCCCCACGCACUUUGACUAUGUCGCUCUUCGAUACACACCUUCGGAACUACGUGCUCAUUUCAAGAAAUUGGCUUGGCGGAAAGUAGUAGCAUUCCAAACACGGAAUCCGAUGCAUCGCGCACACAGAGAACUCACCGUUCGUGCGGCACGCCAGCGCCAAGCAAAUGUUCUCAUCCACCCAGUGGUAGGACUUACGAAGCCUGGUGAUGUAGACCACUACACGCGCGUUCGGGUUUACGAAGCCAUCAUGGCAAAAUAUCCUAACGGCAUGGGUCAUCUGGCUCUUCUUCCUUUGGCUAUGCGGAUGGCCGGUCCCCGCGAAGCUGUUUGGCACGCAAUUAUCCGUAAGAACUACGGUGCUACCCAUUUCAUCGUUGGAAGAGACCAUGCUGGCCCCGGAAAAAACUCGCAGGGAAAAGACUUCUAUGGGCCAUACGAUGCGCAGGAUCUCGUAACCCGAUAUCAAAGCGAGCUUGGAAUCGAGAUGGUACCUUUCCAGCAAAUGACGUACCUUCCCUCCUCGGAUGAAUACCAACCCAUCGACGAAGUACCGAAGGGCGUCCAGACGCUUGAUAUAUCAGGGACGGAGCUAAGACGGCGAUUGAAGACUGGCGCAGCGAUUCCGGAUUGGUUCAGUUACGAUGCCGUGGUUCGGACGCUACGAGAAAGCUACCCUCCGAGAUCGAAGCAAGGCUUCGUGCUAUUCUUGACAGGACUUCAUAACUCCGGAAAGGACAAGCUUGCAAAGGCUUUGCAGGUCACUCUGAAUGAGCAAGGAGGUCGAAGCGUCUCUCUCUUGCAGGGCGACACGGUGUCCCAUGACCUUUCUCCCGAACUCGGAUUGACCGCUGAAGACAGACAUCAGCAUAUACAACGCAUCGCCUUUGUAGCCGGCGAACUGACGAGAGCGGGCGCUGCUGUCAUUGCAGCACCUGUCGCGCCACUCGAGCACUCGCGAGAAGCGGCCCGACAGACAAUUGUACAUUCUGGCGGCGCUGGUGGCAAUUUCUUUUUGGUCCAUGUUGCCACUCCUUUGGAAUAUUGCGAAAAGACUGAUCGUAAGGGCCUAUAUGCGCAAGCCCGCCGUGGAGAGAUCAAAGGCUUUGUUGGCGUGGAUGAAGAAUAUGAGACACCAAGUCGUCCUGAUCUAGUUGUCGACGUGACGAAACAAAGCGUACCAGAGAUAGUACAUAGCAUAGUACUUCUAUUAGAGACUCAUUCACUGUUGUAG